This is a messenger RNA of Cydia amplana, 3082 nucleotides long. It is a transcript of the gene mus301, whose product is annotated as helicase POLQ-like. The transcript is spliced from 19 exons. The coding region runs from base 120 to 3068 and encodes 982 amino acids. The record is from RefSeq and is a predicted model, not a curated record. Gene Ontology annotation, molecular function: nucleic acid binding; ATP binding. NCBI's taxonomy places the organism in Eukaryota, Metazoa, Arthropoda, Insecta, Lepidoptera, Tortricidae.
CGCAAGUCUUGGUAGUAAAUACGAUGCGCUUGUUUACAUCAACAAAAGAUCGUGUUUUCAUAAAAAUCAUCACAUUAAAACGUAUUAAAUUAUAAAUACCAUGUGAAGUGACUUUCAAAAUGUAUUCGAUCAGGAAGUCAAUGAAAGAAAAUUCAUCUACGCCCAAGCGGCGUCGUCUCGGCAUGUCAAAGAUUUUACGGUCGCCAGAAUUCUUAAAUAAAAAGAAUGCAGAUGUCUUUUCGGUAUGUAGUCCGAUUAAUGUACGGCUACUGAAGCAAACAGAGCGUUGUGAGUCUCCCCCGCUUCCUUGCAACCAAAUAGAAUAUUUGUGUGACUCCGGUAACAACAGCUCAACAUGUAGUGAAAUACCACGCUCGCCCGGCGUUUUGAACAGCUCCGUAGUGAGGGAUAUUGAGAAUUGGGAUUCUUUAUUAGUAACAAAAGUUUCGACACCGCACAAUUUGGCGGAAAUUGAAGAUAUUUCAGAUGACAUGUUCUAUUCAAGAUUAGAGCAAUCAUGUAACAACGAAAUCCUGACAUCGCGAUGCGAGCAGCAUUUUCGCGAGAAUAUCGAAGAAAGUUUCGCAGCUGUUAAUGAUUCUAUUUAUCAGAAAGUUCAAGAUCAAAAGGCUACAGAUAGUUUAUUUGAAACAAAAGAUUCCUUUUUGCUGGAUAUCAAAGAAACUUGUAUAAUAAAUGAAAAUGGACAAGUUAAAGGGACAAUGUCUGACAAUGUAGAAAAUUUCUAUGGCUUACCAGUUAAAACAAAGAGUUUUUUCAAAAAUUACAGGAACAUAGAGAAAUUUUAUGAUUGGCAAGAAGAGUGUCUUAACUUGGAUGCAAUCAGAGAGAGGCGUAACUUGAUUUACGCCUUACCAACAAGUGGGGGCAAGACACUGGUGGCCGAGGUUCUGAUGCUGCGCGAGGUGCUCAACAAUAAGAAUAAUGUGCUGUUCAUCCUGCCGUUUGUUGCUAUUGUGCAGGAGAAGAUCUGGGCACUCUCUCCAUUUGCCGUCAACCUAGAUUUCCUCGUAGAAGAAUACGCCGCAGGCAAAGGCCACAUUCCUCCGAAGAAGCGCAGAAGCAAGCACAGCAUCUACAUAGCCACCAUCGAGAAGGGCCUGGCGCUGGUGCGGAGUCUGAUCGAGCUCGGCAGGCUGAGUGAGAUUGGGCUCAUGGUGGUAGACGAACUGCACCUGAUCGGCGAGGCGGGGCGCGGAGCCACACUGGAGACUCUACUGUCCACAGUGCUCUUCGCUAACCAGGGUAUCCAGAUAGUAGGAAUGAGCGCAACCAUAGGCAACCUCCCGGAAGUAGCCCGCUUCCUCCGCGCCGACAUCUUCCAGCGCGACUUCCGGCCGGUCACGUUGAACGAGUACGUCAAGCUGGGAGCCACCCUGUACAAGAUCAGUGCAGGAGGCGAGGUGGAGCCCGCGAGAGAACUCAAUUUCAAUUACACCCCAGCGGCCACCGCCCUCGACCCUGACUGCCUGGGCGGCCUGGUCUCCGAGGUGGUACCCGCCGCCAGCUGCCUCGUCUUCUGCCCCACCAAGCGGAACUGCGAGAACGUGGCCAGUCUACUCUGCAAGCUGCAACGCAAAGAGAUGGCGCUGCACCGCACAGCAGAGCGGCGCUCGCUGGAAGCCGCCCUGCUGUGCGAGGGCGCGGCGCCGGCGCUGGCGCGCUGCGUGCGCGCCGGCGUGGCCGUGCACCACGGCGGCCUGGCCGCCGACGAGAGGACGCUGCUCGAACAAGCUUUCAGGGCGGGCGUGAUAUCUGUGUUGUGCUGCACGUCGACGCUGGCGGCCGGGGUGAACCUGCCGGCGCGGCGCGUGGUGGUGCGUGCGCCGCGCGUGGGGCGGGGGUUCCUCACGCUGGCCGCGCUCCGGCAGAUGUGCGGCCGCGCGGGGCGGGCCGGCGUCACCGACCAGGGCGACAGCAUAAUAAUCUGCAGCUUGGCGGAGUGGCCGGAGCUGCGGGCGGUGCUCCGCGGCGGGCUGCCGCCGGUGGCGAGCGGCCUCGCCGCCGCGAGCUGCGGCCUCGCGGCGAGCUGCGGCCUCGCGCUCAGCGCGCUGGCCCUGCGCCUCGCGGCCACCAGCACCGAGCUCCGCCAACUGUUCAACACCACUUUCAUGUCUACGAGCUCAGAAGUGGACGUAAAUAAAAUAUGCGACGAGUCCAUCCGCUCGCUGAUACAAGCCGGCGCCCUCGACGUCGGCGACCACAAGUCCAGCGACGAGUCGCACACGGCCGCCGGGCAGAGGGUCGUCUACAGCGACAGCAAACUCACUGUUACUCAACUAGGACGGGCGGCUAUCAAAGGUUGCAUGGAGCUCUCAGUAGCCAAGCAGAUGCUGCAAGAUCUAGAAUCAGCAUCUCGUGGCCUGGUGUUAAUGGGGAGCUUGCAUUUGCUCUAUCUAGUCACACCACACGACGCGGCCGGCGUGAGGCCGGACUACAGACAUUACUAUUCGCUGUACUGCAACCUGGACGAGGAGGCCGUGCAGACGGCGAAGGUGCUCGGCAUCACCGAGGUGAACGCCAUCCGGAUGAUGACUGGCAAACCUAUCACGAACGUACCUGAAAAAGUUCUGUGCCGAUUUUACGUGGCCUUGAUGCUGCACGACCUGUGGAAGCAGGUGCCCUUUCACGUUGUCGCAGACAAAUACUGCGUGUCGCGCGGCCUCGUGCAAACUGUCAUGGCGUCCGCCGCAGCACUUGCGUCGAGCGCUACCCGCUUUUGUGAGGAGCUGGAACAUCUGUGGACGUUCAGGGCGUUGUUCAGCGAGCUAUCCCCUCGCCUGGCGCACUGCGCCGCGCCUGAGCUCAGCCAGCUCAUGGAGCUGCCGGCCGUCAAGAAGGCGCGCGCGCUGCAGCUGAUGCGCGCCGGCUUCAAGCGCGUCGAGGACCUAGCCAAGGCGUCGGCCGACGACCUCGCCGCAGCCGUCAACCAUCUCUCCAGGUCCGCCGCCACACACCUCGUCAGCGCUGCCAGAAUGAUGUUGAUCGAGAAAGUGGAAAACUUGCGCGCAGAAGCCGAAGAUGUCAUGGAAGAGUUGAAGGUUUAACAUAAAUUUAUAAU